AUGGCUGUGCGAAGAAGCAUGAGCGGCAGCAUCGGCGUCGUUGUUCUCCGGCUGAUGCUGGCCCUGUGCUUUGCGACGACCCUCGUCUGCGGGCAGAGGGACUGGACCGUCGGCGAGGGCGGCGGUUGGACCUUCGGCGUGGCCGGCUGGGAGAACGGCAAGCCAUUCUCGGCCGGCGAUGCGCUCGUGUUCAAGUAUAAUCCGGGCAUGCACAACGUGGUUGAGGUGGACGAAGCUGGGUACAACUCGUGCACGGCCGGCGCCGGUGCCAGGACCUACACCUCCGGCAACGACAAUAUCAGGCUCUCCGGUGGCAAGACCUUUUACAUCUGCAGCUUUCCUGGCCACUGCCAGGGAGGGAUGAAAAUCGCCGUCGCGACCCGGUAG
Messenger RNA from Lolium rigidum, 387 nucleotides. RefSeq names its product basic blue protein-like. NCBI's taxonomy places the organism in Eukaryota, Viridiplantae, Streptophyta, Magnoliopsida, Poales, Poaceae. Gene Ontology annotation, molecular function: electron transfer activity. The coding region runs from base 1 to 387 and encodes 128 amino acids. Gene Ontology annotation, cellular component: plasma membrane. The record is from RefSeq and is a predicted model, not a curated record. The transcript is spliced from 2 exons.